CGCCACCUUUGCAAAAUCUCAGGAAAUCUAACGAUCUAUCAAGAGUCUUUCCGAAGGUAGACGCCACCUUGCAAGAUGGCAGGAGCUACGUCCAUACUUUAUUUAUUUGCGGUGGCCAUAGUUGGUCAGGCCUUGACACCAUCUACAUUCCUAACCACGGUUGACCAGAAGAGACUGACCAAUGUGUUCAAGGCUGCCCAGCCCUACACAGAUGCAGCCAGUGCCCAUUACUCCAUUCUUGGGCUGAAAUUGCUAGGAUCUCCUGUUGCUAAUGCAAAGGAGACAUGCAAGACUGUCACCUCCUUGGUCCAACCAGAUGAUGUGGCAUCACUUUACCAUGCAUCUGCAGCAGCAGCGGCCCUUGGCAACUGCAAGGUGACAGCUGCUGGGGCAGAAGCCCUCCUUGGAGCAGCCAUUAAAGACACUGCUCCAGUAAUGGAUAUAUUCCAAGCAUUUUUUGCCCUGAAAAAUCUAGGGCUUAAAGCUGACAAUGCUAAGAUUGGCACAGCUUUAACAGAAGCUCUCAAAAAAGAUGAUACUCCAUUAAGUUAUGGGUAUGCAUUUUUAGUAGCGGCAGAGCUACCCUCUGAAAAUAAGAUGUUUGACAGCAUCGAGGAUAUCAUUGCACAAGCUGAUGAAGUAGAUGACAAAUACUUACAGUUUGAAGGAGGACUGUUUGUGACAUCAUUGAUCAUAGACGGAGCUUAUAAAUUAGCUCAGAAAGCAAAGAAAGCACCAACUCUAUCACCUGAUAAAGUGAUGAAAUUUUCUAAUUAUUUCCUGAGCCGUAAACAUGUACAUCAGCUGAGAGCCGCCUGUCAUUUUGUGUCCGUUAGCAAGACCCUCACAGACAAUAAGUACCACAUUCCAGUUGCGGUGACUCUGGCUAGUCCUGUUGCUGUCAGCCAGUCUUCAGCCGUAGUGCAGGUGCGUGUGACCAACCUGAUGGGUAAUUCCCUGGGAGACCUGACUGUGACUGCUGACAGUGCCCGUCACCUUGGAGAUGAAGCCAUCGUACUUAGCAAGAAGCCCUUUACUGCAAGCAAAACAGACAGUUCUCUGUACGAGCUGAACUUCAUGCAGACCAAGCCUGCUAGAGGAUUCUACAAGUUGACCAUCAGUGUGGCUCCAAAGAAAGCCGACAGUCGUCUGAUUGGUACAACCGGGGCAGAGGUUGAGGUGAAAGUAACAACACAGGUGUCUGUUGAAAACGUGGAAGUAGGAGUGGCGGACAAAGAUCAGACGACGGCUGCCAGAACUACCAAGAUCCAGCACCCUAACAAGGCUGCUAACCCGUUUGAGGCCGAUUAUCACCAGAAGAUGGUGAUGAAGUUCCAGCUGAAGGAGAAGGUGUCCGGUAAACCACUUACCGCUCAUCAGACUUUUGUCAAGAUGACAAACCAAAACACAAACCAAGAGAUCAUUUUUGUAGCCGAGACCACUGGAGACUCGUACAAGUUUGAUUUGGAUGUUGGAUCUAGCGCUUCUGACUUUGGUCAUCAGUCCGGUAAAUAUACCAUGGAGCUGAUUGUAGGUGAUGCUGUCAUAGAGAACCCUUUCUCUUGGACAUUGGCUGAUGUCAACCUGAUAUUCCCUGAGCGAACAACAGAAAAAGAGACAGCUGAGAACAGAUAUGCCAAGAAACCAGAGAUCAAGCACAUGUUCCGUGAGGCUGAGAAGAGACCCCCAGCAAUGGUAUCCAUGACGUUCACAGCUCUAGUCUUCCUGCCUGCCCUCAUCCUUCUGUUCUUGUGGAUGCAGAUCGGAACUAACAUCAGUAACUUCCCGAUGUCAAUGAGCGCUAUUGGUUUCCACUUGUGUCUUGGAGCUGUGUUUGCUUUGUACUACUGCUACUGGACACACCUGUCCAUGUUUGAAACCCUGAAAUACCUGGGUCUCGUCUGCAUUCCGCUAUUUAUAUUUGGAAACAGAUUACUCAGUGGAAUAGCAGCUAAAAGGAAGGGAGAGAAAAAAUCCUAGGGAUGAAGUAGAACCAUUUUAUCAUUGAUAAAAAAAA
Molecule: messenger RNA, 2017 nt
Organism: Mizuhopecten yessoensis (Yesso scallop)
Lineage: Eukaryota; Metazoa; Mollusca; Bivalvia; Pectinida; Pectinidae
Product: dolichyl-diphosphooligosaccharide--protein glycosyltransferase subunit 2-like
Exons: 19
Coding region: 76-1980 (634 amino acids)
Biological process (GO): protein N-linked glycosylation
Cellular component (GO): oligosaccharyltransferase complex; membrane
Source: RefSeq, a predicted model, not a curated record